UAUACGUUGAAAAUGAGAUUUACUCUAUGUUCAGCUCUGAGAUCUGCGCUCGAUUGCUUCAGUCUGCAGGCGGAAGUGAAUCGAUAGCAGAGCUGACGCUGACGCAACCUUCUGACAGCUCCGCUGUUCUCACUGCUCCACGUCUCAUUAUAGGCACUUUCUGAGGACCCCGGGUCAUCAUGGGAGAGCAGCUCAGUCCAGAGGAGAAGUACAACCUCAUCAGCAGGAACCUCCAGGAGGUUCUCGGGGAGGAGAAGGUGAAGCAGGUUCUUCAGGAGAGAGAGCUGAAGGUUUACUGGGGGACGGCGACCACCGGGAAACCCCACGUAGCUUAUUUUGUCCCCAUGUCCAAGAUAGCAGAUUUCCUCAGAGCUGGCUGUGAGGUGACAGUUUUAUUUGCAGACUUGCACGCUUACCUGGACAACAUGAAGGCUCCCUGGGAACUGCUGGAGCUGCGGGUGAAGUAUUACGAACAUGUGAUCAAGGCCAUGCUGGAAAGCAUCGGCGUGCCUCUGGAGAAGCUCCGCUUCAUCAAAGGAACUGACUUCCAGCUCAGUCGCGAGUACACUCUGGAUGUGUACCGCCUGUCCUCCAUGGUGACGGAGCACGACGCCAAGAAGGCUGGAGCUGAGGUGGUCAAGCAGGUGGAGCAUCCUCUGCUGAGUGGUCUGCUGUACCCCGGACUACAAGCUUUGGAUGAGGAGUACCUGAAGGUGGACGCCCAGUUUGGAGGAGUUGACCAGAGGAAGAUCUUCACUUUGGCAGAGAAGUACCUGCCUUCUCUUGGUUAUGCAAAGCGAGCUCAUCUAAUGAACCCGAUGGUCCCAGGAUUAACAGGGGCCAAAAUGAGCUCCUCGGAGGAAGAGUCAAAGAUCGAUCUGCUGGACUCUAAAGAGGACGUGAAGAAGAAGCUGAAGAAGGCUUUCUGUGAGCCGGGCAACAUCCAGAACAACGGAGUGCUUUCUUUUGUCAAACACGUCCUCUUCCCACUGCGAGGAGGUUUCUGCAUCAAAAGAGAUCCCAAAUGGGGUGGAGACAAAAUUUAUUCUGUGUUUGAAGAAGUGGAAAAGGACUUCUCUGAGGAGCUGAUCCAUCCUGGAGACCUGAAGGCCUCAGUGGAGGCAGCUCUGAACGAGCUGCUGGAGCCCAUCAGGAAGAAGUUUCAGUCUCCCGAGCUCCGGAAACUUACCAACUCGGCCUAUCCUGAUCCCUCGAAGACAAAAACAGGAGGAAAGGGUGCUAAAGCAGGAGGAGAGGAGGACGAGCUAGUGCCCUCCAGACUGGACAUCAGGGUGGGCAAGGUCAUCAGCGUGGAGAAACACCCGGAUGCUGAUUCUUUGUACCUGGAGAGGAUCGACGUGGGCGAGCCUGAGCCCAGGACGGUUGUCAGUGGGCUGGUGGCCUACGUUUCCCAGGAGGAGCUGCAGGACAGAGCAGUGCUGCUGCUCUGCAACCUUAAACCACAGAAGAUGCGAGGGAUCGAGUCUCAGGCCAUGCUGCUGUGUGCCUCAAUAGAAGGGGAGCCCAGAAGGGUGGAGCCACUUGACCCACCAGAGGGUUCGUCACCAGGGGAUCGGGUCUUUGUGGAGGGCUACGAGUCAGGCAAACCAGAUGAUAGACUGAACCCGAAGAAGAAGGUGUGGGAGAAACUGCAGGUGGACCUGAAGGUCUCAGAAGAGUGUGUGGCUCAGUGGAAAGACCGACAUCUGAUGACCAAACUGGGACAGAUCACAUGUAAGACGCUAAAAGGAGGCAACAUCAGUUAAAUCCACACAGAUCACUGAAGCUGCUCCUGUCCACCGGUCAUCACCAAACCACCAUGCCAACAAAAUCAAACUUCAUCUGGAUGCUUCUUAACGACAUGAUGGGAAACCUGACGCCAAAACAGAACAAUUCUUUCUUUGCUAAGUAGUGUGCAACUCCUAACUGAGUCAGUCACAACAAUAACAAAUAACAUGAAUUUAAAUGUACACAAAUAUUUGUCAAAUUACAGAUAAGAAGGAUCUUUUAAAGUACGGUGUGAAGAAUAUCAGGUUUCUGAAAAGGGGCUUAACAUUAUAUUGUUAAUGUUUACAAUCAUAUUUAAUGUCAAAACUGCAUGGCAGUUCUGUUCAUGAAGAAUGCUUUUAAAGGUCAUGGACAUUAGCUACCUUGAGAUAAGAUGGUUAUAUUUAGGGUGAUGCUCAGAUAUCCAUAUUUUCAGAUUGUCCUGAAAUAAAUAAUACAUCAUCCGUAAUAUAAAAAAA
Messenger RNA from Austrofundulus limnaeus, 2246 nucleotides. It is a transcript of the gene yars1, whose product is annotated as tyrosyl-tRNA synthetase 1. The record is from RefSeq and is a predicted model, not a curated record. Gene Ontology annotation, biological process: tyrosyl-tRNA aminoacylation. Bases 180 to 1766 code for a protein of 528 amino acids. Gene Ontology annotation, molecular function: tyrosine-tRNA ligase activity; tRNA binding; ATP binding. The transcript is spliced from 14 exons. Lineage: Eukaryota; Metazoa; Chordata; Actinopteri; Cyprinodontiformes; Rivulidae.